Choloepus didactylus (southern two-toed sloth) is the source of this 1100-nucleotide messenger RNA. RefSeq names its product cystatin F (gene CST7). Gene Ontology annotation, biological process: positive regulation of myelination; immune response; negative regulation of microglial cell activation. The record is from RefSeq and is a predicted model, not a curated record. The transcript has 4 exons. Gene Ontology annotation, molecular function: cysteine-type endopeptidase inhibitor activity. NCBI's taxonomy places the organism in Eukaryota, Metazoa, Chordata, Mammalia, Pilosa, Megalonychidae. Gene Ontology annotation, cellular component: late endosome; endoplasmic reticulum; lysosome. The coding region runs from base 100 to 573 and encodes 157 amino acids.
CCGGCCCCUGACACCGGCCUCCCGGGCGCAGAGCGCAGAAGGCGGCUGCAGAAUCCGAGGUGCGGACCGCUGCGUGCCCUGCCCUCUGCUGCACGCGCCAUGCGGCCGGCCUGGGCGCUUCUCGGCCUCUGCUGCCUCAUCUGGAGGGUCACAGGGGGCCCUUCUGGAGAUUUUUGCUCCCAGAUCCAUAACUCAGGUGUAAAGCCAGGAUUUCCUAAAACCAUCAAGACCAAUGACCCAGGAGUCCUCAGAGCUGCCAGGCACACCGUUGAACGGUUCAAUAACUGCUCAAAUGACAUCUUUUUGUUCAAAGAGUCCCAUGUCAACAGCGCUAUGGUCCAGGUGAGGGCCCCAGUCCAGGUGGGGGCCCCAGUCCAGAUAGUGAAAGGCCUGAAAUACAUGCUGGAUCUGGAAAUCGGCAGGACCAUGUGCAAGAAAACCAGGCACCCGAGUCUGGACAAGUGUGACUUCCAGACCAACCACACCUUGAAGCAGACUUUCGGCUGCUACUCUGAGGUCUGGGUCAUCCCCUGGCUCCACGAGAUCGACGUGCCCGUCCUCCACUGUCACUGAGCCCCUCCUCACCAGCACUGCAGCCUGGGACAGACGGGCAGCUCCUUCCCCUCAGUCACCUUCGGCCGCAGGGCCACCAUCCGGCUGGUACCAGGCUCUGAGUCUUCUGAAACAGGAUCUCGUGCGUGAGCAGAGGGGGAGGGCAGGUGGGCUCACAGUGCAGCGCGGUGGAGGCAGCAGACCACCGGUGCCAGGCUCGCUGUGUCUCCUUUGCUUCUGGAAUUUACUCAUUUUGCAGACACCGUGCACUUAGAUUCAGGGUCUGGCAUAGGGGGCUGAGUCCUUGGGUGGGAAUUACUCAAGUCAGGGGUGAAUCCUGGCCUCCUGGGGGAUGUCAAGAUGUGGGUGUCCCCUGCCCCUGCCCACCCACUGGUCCCAGGCCCGCAGAUGUGAGUCCCAAGGGCCACCUUUGAUCUGAAUACUAGUUACAGCACUGGGUAGGGGGAUGAGCCUGCUCCCAGCCACCUUGACCUCUCGGGGACAGAUGAUGAUGAAUAAAGAUGAACAAAGAACUGGCCAUCUGGAAA